Molecule: messenger RNA, 234 nt
Organism: Paramecium primaurelia
Lineage: Eukaryota; Ciliophora; Oligohymenophorea; Peniculida; Parameciidae
Source: the annotation of a GenBank genome assembly
UUUAGUAACAAAAGGUUUUCGUAUGAUUUAGUUUAGAGAUACCUUAAAAAACACUUUAUAAAUAUCUCCUAAGCAAUCCUUAUAUUUUCAUAUUGGUAAUCAACUUCUUCCUGAAGGUAUUAUUAAUUUAAUUCUUAAUUAGAUGUAAAAUUAAUAGAUAUAUACGAGAAGAAAAAAGACCCAGAAGAUGGGUUUUUAUACAUCACUUAUUCUGACUUAGAAGUUUUUGGUUGA